AUGGAGAGAGUUCGGGGGCACUUCGCUCAGGCUCCCGAGAUGUUGAGCUCGGAUGGCUCGUACGGGGAGAAGGUGGACGUAUGGGCAAUUGGUUGCAUCUUGUACCUGUUGAUCACAGGUCAGCACCCCUUUUGGCCAGGUCGUGGCACAAGCGAAAAGCAGUUGAUCCAGUCGAUCACUAGUGGCCAGGUGCCACAGCACCCGAACUUCCGGGCCGCGCCGGCGGCCGCGCAGGACCUCACCGUACAGCUGAUGGCGAAAGACCCCCUUCGGCGUGCGGCUGCACAGGAUGCACUGCGUCACCCCUGGCUGCGCGCGGAGUCACCCGGUUCGGCCGCACAGGUGCUGGACAAGUCGGUCUUCGAAGGCCUCUGCAAGUAUCAGGCUUCGAGCAAGCUGAAGCGGGCCGUGCUGAAGCUCUUAGCCAAAGAGGCCGAUGAAGAGCGGGUGAAGAAACUUCGAGAACAGUUCCGAACUUUGAAUGUGCGUCAGGAUGGCUACAUCAGCCGGGAGGAGCUUUUGCAGGGCGGUCCCAGGAGUUUGCCCAUGUGA
Molecule: messenger RNA, 552 nt
Organism: Durusdinium trenchii
Lineage: Eukaryota; Dinophyceae; Suessiales; Symbiodiniaceae
Source: the annotation of a GenBank genome assembly